This is a messenger RNA of Marchantia polymorpha subsp. ruderalis, 2670 nucleotides long. The record is from the annotation of a GenBank genome assembly. Lineage: Eukaryota; Viridiplantae; Streptophyta; Marchantiopsida; Marchantiales; Marchantiaceae.
CCUCUGGGGAAGUUUUCUGGUCAUCGGACGAGUCUUUGAUUUUUUGAGCCUUGGCUUUGUGGAUUUGUGUAGAGCAAGGACGAUGAUAUCCGCAUUGCGAUCGGUUUAGGUCAAUCUGCUGGUGAUGCAUGCCUGGACGUGGCUUGGAUAGCCUCUGGUGCCGAGGCGCGGUGAUAAGAAGAGCUAGGAGGUCAGGAACUGGUGGCGAAGGUGUGCGCAACGAAUUGAAUCGCAGUAGCAUGUUUGCUGAUGCAGUGUAGGCCACUGCGUAUUCCGUGUUUUGAAAGAGUAGCAAGCCAAGAUGCAGAAAGAGAAAUGGAAUGGUCCUUCUCCUCCUCUAUCUCCGAACUUGCAUGUACCCAAACAUCGGUCGAGGAAGCGGAGCACUGAAGAAAAUCGGACUUCACACGAUUCAGCGAAAGCCAAUGGAGACACGAAUUUACUUGUUAACGAUCAAAAUAAGUAUAAGAGUAUGAAGACUCGUGUACUUUCGUCAGUUUGGAUGAUCGGAGGAUUUGUCGGGAUCGUUUAUAUGGGGCAUCUGUACAUUUGGGCUAUGAUAGUGGUUAUCCAGUUAUUUAUGGCUCAAGAACUUUUCACUCUCGCAAGGGCAGCUCAAAGAGGGAAGAAUGUUCCUGGAUUCCGCCUUUUAAACUGGUUUUUCUUCAUCACAGCCAUGGUGUACGUAUAUGGACGCUUUUUGAGCAAGCAGUUAGUGAAGACCAUUUCCUCAGACAAAAUGCUUCUACUCAUCUUCAGUGGCUUGAUACAGUAUCACAUGAUUAUUUGCUACUUUAUGUAUAUUGCAGGGUUUGUUUGGUUCAUUUUGACGCUGAAAAAAGGGAUGUACCAAUCCCAAUUUGGGCAAUACGCGUGGACCCACAUGAUCUUAUUUGUUGUAUUUGCCCAGUCAUCAUUUACGGUGGCAAAUAUAUUUGAAGGCAUUAUUUGGUUCUUGUUGCCCUGCUCUCUGAUAGUUAUAAAUGAUAUCGCAGCCUAUUUUUUCGGGUUCUAUUUCGGUCGGACACCUCUUAUCAAGUUAUCUCCAAAGAAGACAUGGGAGGGAUUUAUUGGAGCUUCCGUUACAACUGUCCUCUCUGGCUUUCUGCUGGCGUAUUUCAUGGGCAGCUUUACGUGGUUGACCUGUCCGCGGAAGGACCUCUCCACCGGAUGGCUGUAUUGUGAUCCCGGUCCUAUGUUCAAACCAAACUAUUACUCACUGGACAGGAUAUCUGCCUGGGUUCCGAUGCCUUGGAAUGAAGUGGGUAUCAUGCCUGUUCAGAAGCAUGCGAUGGCUCUAGGGCUUUUUGCAUCAAGCAUUGCUCCUUUCGGAGGCUUUUUUGCUAGUGGUUUUAAACGUGCCUUCAAAAUUAAGGACUUUGGGGAUAGUAUCCCAGGUCACGGAGGUAUCACUGAUCGAAUGGAUUGCCAGAUGGUAAUGGCCGUAUUUUCUUACACGUAUCAUCAAUCAUUCAUUGCACCUCGAACGUACUCAGUUGACACAUUACUUACACAGAUUUUGGGACACCUAUCAGCGGAAGAGCAAUUUGUCUUGUAUCAACAGCUGGCCGAGGUUUUGACUUCAAGGGAGCAGAUAAGAUAGUUCAAUUCUGUAAAGUUUGUUCUUUCUGAUUGUAGUUCAGUUGGACCCAGUUCUUGAGUCUCUUAUCCUAAAACAUGGUACUGCGUGUAUUAUAGUAGGUGGAGGCAGACUGUGAUAUAGAAGUGAGGAUUUGUAGGUUGAUUUCUUUGAUAGUUAGAGGAAAAUAUUAAAUUCUCUCCUUGCAGGAUGGAACUUAUUGGGUGUAACAAAACGGUUCUCGGUUCCCUAGCCCUAUUUCCCCUUAGUUGUAAUUCUUUAGGAUCAUCAGUGCAAUAGGUCGACCGAACUGCCGUCAGAUGCAAGUUCCGCGCUCGUUCUAUAGAUCACCUAGCAGGUUCAGACAUCACGUUGUAGGUUCAUAGCCGUGCACACCUCCCGAGCCCAGUUGUUAAAAAAAAUAAUGAGCUUUAGUCAUCAUACAGGGAUCCACUGUAUCUGCAAAAUAGGAGUAUUGUCAUACUCAGUACUGACCCUUGAUCAUAUUCAACAGUACAAUCUGUUUGAAAGAGAUACUAGUUUUCAGGUGCAUUGACUUGACAACUCCGAAUUUGCUAGGUCCAGAAAUGAUGAAAUAGGUAGGUUGUAGUUGCACUCCAGAGCACGGAGGUUUCUCAUACUCAGUAGAGUUUCAAGGCGUUCACUCUGGGCAAUGUACUUUAUGUUAUGGGCUAAAUUUACGUUUCUGUCUCUCGGCUCUCAAAGGAUGAUGGAACUCUUUUUCCUUUUCUAUCCAAUAUCCUUAGAGAUUUAUGGAGAGGAGCACACCUCAGCUAGGACGAGAGGUCUAUGCCGCUGUGAGAGGCAAAUACUAUUUGAGUUUCGUCCUUCAGCAAAGAAUGUUUGUCACUCUACUUUACAGGUCACCUUGAUGAAGUCAAGCAGUUUGAAUUGGGUGAGAUUCAAGCGAGCUGCUGACAGAAAUGAGAAAAAAGCAAGAUGUACAGUACAUCGGUUUUCGAUGUCAUUCGUCUACAGUAAAUUAUUCCAUUGUAAAUGGAGGUGUCCAUCCAAACUGCAACUGGCUAUAAGUAAUUUUUGUCUUCCCAUGCUAUAAUUCGUCAAUUUCG